This is a messenger RNA of Euleptes europaea (tarantolino), 1593 nucleotides long. Its product is annotated as transmembrane protease serine 9-like. The record is from RefSeq and is a predicted model, not a curated record. NCBI's taxonomy places the organism in Eukaryota, Metazoa, Chordata, Lepidosauria, Squamata, Sphaerodactylidae. Gene Ontology annotation, biological process: proteolysis. Gene Ontology annotation, molecular function: serine-type endopeptidase activity. The coding region runs from base 1 to 1575 and encodes 524 amino acids. The transcript has 10 exons.
AUGGAGCGCUCCCCGAGUCUGGGCUUCUUCCUCCUGGCCUCCUUAGCUGCCCAUGUGGCCUUUGGUGGCACUCUACGCAGCCAGAUCGUCGGAGGGCACGAAGCCCCCCCACACUCUCGACCUUAUGCAGCAGCUCUAAAAAGAAACGGAUAUUUUGGCUGCGGGGGCUUCCUGGUGGCCCCUCAGUGGGUGAUGUCUGCAGCCCACUGCAACGGAGACAUCCUUGUCAUUCUGGGAGCUCACGAUCUGGACGCUGUAGAAGACACCCAGCAAGUGUUUGGUGUGGAAAGUACUCAUGAACAUCCCGACUACAAGAUAUAUGGUGGAACGCCGUACAAUGACAUUCUUCUCCUGAAGCUGGAUCGCGAAGCCAAGCUCAACAAAUACGUCCAAGUCAUUCCUUUACCACAGACCGAAAACGAUCUCCCCAAAAACACAGAAUGUGUCGUCGCGGGCUGGGGACGCAUCGACGACCGGUAUGAAGCUUCGUCCAAGCUUUUUAUGACCAACGUCACCUUCCCUGGCCGCAGGAAGUGCCUGCAGUUCUUCCCAGAACUCACCGACGGGAUGGUUUGCGCAGGGAGCCGCUCCAAGCUCUGUGAUGUCAGCAACGGGGAUUCCGGAAGCGCCCUGGUGUGCAAUGGAGCCGCCCAUGGGAUUGCCUCCUUCAGCUUCCAAGUGCCACCGUCAGUUUACGUCCGUGUCGCUGAGUACCUUCCUUGGAUCAGAAAGGUCAUGGGGCAAGAGGAACCAACCCAGCGGGCAGCUAUAAAACCAGCUCGACCGAGCAGCUGCCAUCUGAAGUUGGCAGUUCACCCGGGAAAGCUGGACGCCAAGAUGAAGAACUUCCACCGGCAUCUUCUCCUGCUUCUGCUCUGCUGCGGCUUAGUCAAACCUGGUCCUUUGCGAAGCCUGAUCAUCGGUGGCCAGGAAGCCAAGCCACACUCCAGGCCUUACAUAGCUGCCUUGAAAGUGGGAGCUCGGUUUGGCUGCGGUGGGUUUCUGGUGGCGCCCCAAUGGGUCAUGACUGCAGCGCACUGCAUGGGCGAUAUGACGGUUAUCUUGGGAGCACACAGUCUUUAUGACAUGGAAAAGUCUCAGCAGGUGCUCGGGGUCGAAUCUUACCACAUGCACCCAGAAUAUGAUCCGUUCAGCGUUUCGAACGAUAUCCUUCUCCUGAAGCUGACGUCCAAAGCCAUCCUCAACAAGUACGUCCAACCAGUGCCCAUGCCGAAGUCCCCCAGUGACCUCCCCGCUGGGACGCCAUGCAGCUUGGCGGGGUGGGGCCUGAUUGACAAAGAUCAGCUCACCGAAAAACUCUUCGAGACCAACAUCACCAUCGUCAGCCGCAAGAAAUGCAUGCGGUUUUACCCAGAACUCAACGACGGGAUGAUUUGCGCUGGCAGCCACAAUCAGAUGCGGGAUACAAGUCAGGGAGAUUCUGGCGGGCCCAUGGUAUGCCAGGGCGUGGUGCAAGGAAUCGUGUCCUUCGGCAAUCAUUUCCCUCCUGGGGUGUAUACCCGAAUUGCCAACUACCUUCCCUGGAUCAAGGAAACCAUGGAAUCCAACCUGUGAGAAGAAACCUCCUCUCUG